AUGGGUAAAAACAAACAGAAAGGCAAGAAGCAGGCAAAUGUCUUCCAAGUGGCAGCAAACAAGCACUUGAAGGCCAGAAAUAAAGCCAAACCCAUCCGGACAUCGCUCAAACACAUCAAUGCGGUUAAGAACGAGAAAGUGGAAAACCUCAACCAGAUGUUCUCAAAGGUUCAGAAAGAUUUGAGUGGCGUUUCCAAACAAGCAAAGAAACCUCCGCAACAGAUGGUCAAAGAGCAGCCAAAGGAGGUGGUAAACGUUGACAGUGCGGCUCAGCUUUUCUCUCAACUCUGA
Messenger RNA from Nerophis lumbriciformis (worm pipefish), 291 nucleotides. Lineage: Eukaryota; Metazoa; Chordata; Actinopteri; Syngnathiformes; Syngnathidae. The record is from RefSeq and is a predicted model, not a curated record.